AUGGGCGGACGUUUUCUGCUGCCCGGUCUGCUCCUGUUCCCUCCUCUGAUCUCAGGCUGGACCAUUCCCAACUGCUUAGUGGCCGAAGGCUCCAGGCUGCACCUGGUCUCCCGUUUCUUCCACUGCGGCUUGGACUCCAGACUGCCCCUCCUUGCGGUGUGCUCCGGGGUGACCAACGUGACAAAGGCCUUGGAGGCUGUGCCACAGGGUGUGGAGGGGCUCUGUCUCCGUGGUUCCCCUCCGGUUCUGCCAGCGGACGCCUUCUCCUGCUUCCCUGGCCUCAAGGCCCUGGGGCUGACCCUGUCUCUCACACAGAUCCUGCCCGGAGCCUUCCGGGGCCUGGGACAGCUGCAGCGGCUGUCUUUCAUACACCUCCCCGUGAAGGACCUCUUCCUACCCCCUGAUGCCUUUGGCAACCUGAGCUCCCUCCAGUACUUAGCUUUCUCGGGUGUUUGCCUGGAUGGGAACUCGGGUGUCCGGUUGCCUCCCAACCUACGGCGGCUGUCCGUCACUUUGAGUUGCCUUGAGGAUGUGGGGCAGCUGGCCGACAUCUUCCCAGACCUGGUGCUUGGCUCCUCCUCCGGCGAUGCCUGGACUCUGGAGACAAUGGACUUGAGGUCAAACAGUCGGCUAAAGAUGGCCAGUCCUGGGGGCCUCCAGGGCCUCAAGCUGGGGACUCUGAAUCUGGACCACACGAAGAUGAAGGCAGCUGCAGUGAUGGGACUGGGGCUGCGGAGGCUGGAUGCCCUGUCUGUGACAUACACCGACACGGCCGAGCUGCCCGCCGGGACAGUUGCCCACUUCGAGCUGCAAGAGCUGAAUCUGGGGCGGAUGCGGGUAGAGCACAUAGCUCUGGAGGCCCUGGCUUCCUGCGAGAGCCUGAAGAGCUUGAGUCUUAAGGGAAGUGGCCUAAUGGACCUGCCACCAGGUUUCCUGGCUGCCCUGCCCAGGCUUCAGAGACUGAACCUGUCAGGCAACAAGCUACGCAGCGCCGUGCUGUGCCCGAAUGAGACAGGAGCUGUGUCAGGACUGCGGGCCCUGGACCUGUCCAGCAAUGAGCUGCGUAGCCUGGCCCCUGACGCCUUCUCCUGUCUGUCCCACCUGCGGGAGCUACUACUUCAGAUGAACCAGCUGGUUUGGCUGGAGGGCCAGGUAUUCCAGGGCUUAAGGAGGCUGGAGAUGUUGGACUUGAGUAACAAUCCACUGGAGGCCCUGGGCACGGGCUGGUUGGCUCCUCUGCCUGCACUCACCACCCUCAACUUGCUGAAGACCCACAUUGUGCUGAGCCCAGCCUGGGACUUCUGGGGCCGGGAGAGUCUGCACGACCUGAGACUGCCGCUCCGCUCUGGCCCUUCUGGGACAGCGCUGUCCCUGCCCACGAGGCUGACCAGCUUGGAGCUUCACGCAGUGCCAGGCGGGGAGCUUUGGGAGCUGGCUUCUCCUGUCUUUCCAGCCUUACAGAACUUGACUCUAAAUGGUUGGGGGCUACAGCUGGGGACCCAGAAGGUCCCCAAGAUCUUCCCUGCCCUUCGCCAACUCUCCCUGUUUGGCAGUAGCUUGGAGGGCCUCUGUUCCCCCAACACCCCCAGCGUCUUCCUCUGGCAGCUCCCCAGGCUCCAGUAUCUGAGGGUAGAGGGGGAUGGGCGCGGCCCCAGGCCCUGCUGCAUCACCGGGCUGCCCAGUCUACAGGAGCUGACGCUGAAGAGACUGCUGUCCCGAGCGCAGCCCCGCCGCGUGCAGCUGGAGGAGCUGGUGGGGGACCUGCCCAGGCUCCAGGUACUGCAUGUGGCCCAGACGGGGCUGGAGACACUGUCAGCGGUUGCUUUCCAGGGCCUGGGAAGUCUCCAGGUCUUGGUGCUAGACUGGGAGGCAGGCCUCGUGCUGGAUGGCAGUCUCCAGGAGCACAGUCCCCAGAUGCCACAGUACGUGUAUGUUCUGGGUUCGUCCUUGGCCUGCCAGUGUGCCAAUGCCUGGGUGGAUCCCUGGCUUGAGCGGUCCCCCAGAACAUAUGUGCACAUAGCGUCAGCCCAGCUGUGCCAGCCAGAGGCCGGGGUCCACCCCAAGCAACGCCUCUUCCCCUUUCUCUGGAGUCACUGCCCCAGGACUCUAGAGUUGGGACUCUUUUUGGGCAGCUCUGCCCUCCUGCUUCUGCUGAUCUCCUUGCCCCUCCUGCAAGAAGCCAGGAACUCCUGGCUCCUCUAUCUGCAGGCCUUAUUCAGGGCUUGGCUUCAGGAUCUGAGGGGUCCGAAAGGUGAGGGCAAGAGGUUCCUCUAUGACGUCUUUGUGUCCCACUGUAGGCAAGACCAGGCCUGGGUGGUGCAGGAGCUGCUGCCUGCCUUGGAGGGCCGCCGGGGGCUCCGCCUCUGCCUCCCUGAGCGGGAUUUUGAGCCAGGCAAGGACGUGGCUGAUAACGUGGUGGAGAGCAUGGCCAACAGCCAGGUCACGCUCUGCGUGCUGAGUGGCCAGGCUCUGCAUACCCCACGCUGCCGCCUGGAGCUCCGCCUGGCCACCUCCCUCCUGCUGGCCGCCCCCCGCCCCCCGCUGCUGCUGCUGGUCUUCCUGGAGCGCGUCUCCCGCCACCAGCUCCCCCGCUACCAUAGACUGGCCCGGCUGCUCCGCAGAGGAGACUACUGUGUGUGGCCCAAGGAAGAGGAGAGCAAGGACGACUUCUGGGCGUGGUUGGGGAGCAGGCUGGAGCAAGCCAGGCUGGGCUAG
Messenger RNA from Myotis myotis, 2715 nucleotides. RefSeq names its product toll-like receptor 12. Bases 1 to 2715 code for a protein of 904 amino acids. The transcript has a single exon. Gene Ontology annotation, molecular function: protein binding; transmembrane signaling receptor activity. Lineage: Eukaryota; Metazoa; Chordata; Mammalia; Chiroptera; Vespertilionidae. The record is from RefSeq and is a predicted model, not a curated record. Gene Ontology annotation, cellular component: membrane. Gene Ontology annotation, biological process: immune response; inflammatory response; toll-like receptor signaling pathway.